UGCGGUUUGUGUUUGGCGGGUUGAUGUGGUGUUGUUGCUCAUUGUAGAAUGUGAUUUAAAUGUGCUUUUUCGGAAAUAAUAAACAACUUUAAGUUAAGAAAGUGGUUUGAAAUUUGCAACAGACUGCCAUGGGAGUUACUGGAUUAUGGAAACUUGUGGAACAAUCCGGUAAACCGGUUCCGCUGGAAACACUCGAAAACAAGGUGCUUGCUGUCGAUAUCUCAAUAUGGUUGCAUCAGGUUACCAAAGGCUUCCAGGACUCCAAGGGCAGUUCCCUGCCCAAUGCCCAUAUCCUAGGUUUGUUCCACCGGUUGUGCAAGUUGAUGUACUACCGGAUAAAACCUGUUUUUGUUUUUGAUGGCGGCGUGCCGGCCUUGAAAAAACAAACCAUCGCAAAACGUAAUCAAAGCAAAAGCAAGUACCACAAUGAGGCAGAUCGGUUGCAGCAACUGCUACUAGAAACUCUGGCCAAGGAAAAGGUGGUCCAGCAAGCGCUGGGCUCGGCCACCAAUCUGCUUAUCUCUCCCACCAAAAAAGUGGGCAACAGCAGUAAAGAUCAGGGAGAACCGGAUGAAAUUUUUAAGCUUCCACCCCUGAAGGAGGAUUCUCCGUUCAAAAAUGCCGAUUCGAGCUUCACCGAUGCCGAGGAAAGCGACACCUCGUGGGACGAGAAAACCUCUAAAAACUUUUAUCACUUGAAUCUGAAUGCAAUCGACGUUUCGAGCGUACAUUUUAAAAACCUUCCUGCAGACGUUCGUCAUGACAUUCUAACUGACAUCAAGGAAACCCGUAAGGAAUCGUCCUGGGGAAGACUGCAUGAGCUCCCGGUCGAGAGCAACGAUUUUUCCUCCUUCCAGAUGAAACGUCUGCUCAAAAGACGUACCGUACAGGUUGAACUGGAAGAAGCCGAGAAAGAAAUGGGCGGAAAAUGCCUGUCCUUGGCCGAAUUAGAGACCCUUCUCUCAGAAGAUGGUAUUGAAACGUCCUCCAGUCAAGCUGCUCAGAAAAUUGCUUCAGACGAAAAUACAAGAUUUCUGCUGGUUCGAGAUGUUCAAAAAGCUAUCGAAAAAGCGAAAAUUAAAGAGGAGCAGGAAAAGAACGCUCCCAAACCUGCUAAGAUUUCCAAACUUGAACCAAAAACAAAGGAUGGCAUCCAGGAAGUUCUCGACGACAAAGAGAUGGACGAACAACUGCAGCUGGCCAUCAAAAUGUCCCUCAUGCAAGACGAGGAGCAACACGCCACCGUUGAAAUAGACUCGGAAGAGGUUCGCAUGUCCAAACAGCAAAAACAGGUCCUUGGGGACGCUGCCAAGAGCUUGGCUCGAGGAUUUAUGCUGGAGUACGGCGGAAUGUCAACCGACGACUUUCGGGACCUGCUGCAUCAAACACAGGACGUAGAUCCAGGGGAUAUGGAACAGUCAUUUACGCAAAUGUUCGAACACAACGGGGCUUCGAUCUUGAAAGGUACCGAUGAUCCUGAAGAAACAAUAGUCCCCGAUAAAGAAGAUGAACCGGAGAUCAUAUCGUCAUCGUCUGAUACGGAUUCCGAUUUCAUUGAUGUACCGAACGAUGAUCUGGAUGAUAAUACACCUGGAGUUUUACUGCCGCUGAAUCCGACCAAUCAUCUGAAACCUCUGUACAGCACGGUAGUUGACUUUACCUUAGAUGAUUUGAAACUCAACAAACAGGGCCAGAAAGUGGUUGAAGUUGUGAUCGACGAGAGCAAAAUCGGUUUAGACGGGGAUGAUAUCUUUGCGGACGUGUUUGGUGCCCCCGAAGUUGAACUUCCUCAGACGAAGGAUAGUGGAGAAACGGUUGAAGUGGAAAGAUCAACAGAAACAAAUAUUGCACAAGAACCAUCCACGAAGAACUCCGAAGGGCUGAAAGUAAAAAAAGUUGAUGAUAUCAAUGCUAAGCUGAAGGAAGAAUUGGAACGACUGAAGGCGGCACCACCAUCCCUGGAUCUAGACAGCAUUAAAAUUCCGAUAUCUCUAGAUGACGAACAUCCAAUUGCUGUCGACAAAGAGUCAAAUCCUGCUCCAAAAUUGUCAUCGAUAAAAGAUGAAAUCAAGAAGCAACUAGAGCAACUAAAAUCGGACCCGGUAGUGAUCAAUCUAAACGACGUUGAAUUAGACAGCUCGUUACUAGAAGACCGCCCUAUUCGCAUCGAGUCUGAUGCUGAGGAUAGUGAUGCAACCGUCGGAUAUUCACCGAUGAAGCUUCUCAACAAAGAAACGGAAACGGCACAAGCUAAUAGAUCUCCGGAACAAGUAGCGAAACCGGUUUACGGGACUCCUAAGCGAGGUACCCUAGAGCACAUGGUAACGUCACGUACCCCUGGAAGUGAUUCUAAAAAAGCAGAGCCAGAGGAAGAUGUUCCCAAUGUUCCUAAACCAUUCUUUGUCAAUAAAACUCCUACCUCAUCUUCAAAAAAGAGUGGCUCUGCGCAGCAAUCUCCCGCGAAUAAACAUGUUAAAAUAUCCAAAGAGCUGUUUCCGGAACCGGAGCCGAUGCCUUCGACCAGCAAGCAACCGGAGGUCACCGUUUCGGGCAUGAUCAGCGAAAUGGCGGAUAAUCUCAAGGACAACGCUACCCCGCUGGAGUUGAAGAAAAUGGCCCUGAACCUGGCUCAGGAGGAACGGGAGCUGGAAAAGGAAAAGAAUCGACACAAUCGAAUGGGUACCUCGAUCACCGAACAAAUGCAAAACGACUGUAUGCAGCUGUUGAGGCUGUUUGGAGUUCCUUACGUUGUAGCGCCGAUGGAAGCCGAAGCCCAGUGCGCUUUCCUCAAUCAAAUCGAAAUGACCGAUGGAACCAUUACGGACGACAGCGAUAUUUGGUUGUUUGGAGGGAAAACGGUUUACAAGAAUUUUUUCAACCAACAGAAACUGGUGAUGGAAUUUACAAUCGAAAGCAUCGAACGGUUGUUUCAGAUGGAUCGAAAAAAGUUGAUUCAGCUGGCGCUUUUGGUUGGAAGUGAUUAUACCACGGGUAUUCACGGAGUCGGCGCCGUUACUGCAUUGGAAAUACUAGCAUCGUUUCCAACGACACCGGAGAAAGAAGGUGAAACGAAUGAAAUGAUGUCACUACUGUCCGGUUUGCGUAAGUUCCGUGAUUGGUGGAACCAUGGACGGAACACUGCCACCGGAACCCGUAUAGCUCUCAAGUCCAAGUUGAAGAACAUAGAGUUUUCAGAAGGUUUUCCCAGUUCCGGGGUCGUAGAAGCUUAUCUUUAUCCAACCGUGGACGGUAACAAAGAUGCCUUUUCUUGGGGCUAUCCCGAUGCGGACAGUUUGCGAGAUUUUGCCAAGUGUAAAUUCGGCUGGCCGACUUCCAAAACGGAUGAUGUGCUGUUGCCCGUUCUUAAGCGGUUGGACGAGAGAAAGUCUCAGGUAUCAAUCAAAAAUUACUUCAAAGUUCAAAGUGCGGUGGCUCACAAUCAGAUGAAAGUAAGCAAACGGGUACAAAACGCCGUAGACACGAUGGCGGGAAAGAUCGUUGAAGUUGAGACGAAAAAAAGUCCAAAAAAGAGAGUUGCUAGAAAAAAGAAACCUGAAAGUAACACUGAGCCACAGAAAGACGAUGACGACGAUUUUGUUGAACCCAAAAAGACUCGAGGCCGAAAGCCAGCAGCUACCAAACAGUCGAACACCUCAUCUGAACCCCCCGUGGAGGAAUACAGCAAACCAUCUACGUCGUUAUCCAACAUUUCGAACAUAAUUUCCAAAAUAAACGAUCAAUCUGCAGAAAAGUUGGGUGCAGUUACAGAAAAGAAAAAAGCUAGCGCAUUAAAAGUCCCGGAUUUCAAUCCUCCGAUUCCCCAACGUUUGAAGGAUGAAGCUGAAAUGGCCAAUCGGAAACAGAAUGCCAUCGAGCUGUUCAAAAAAUCGCAGGCCGAUGCAGCUAAGCCAAGGAGAACUCGACGUCAAUAACCUCCUUACGUCCUACAAGGUAAAUGAAUACAGUUUAUUUGUGAUUGUUUAAUUUUUGAAA
Messenger RNA from Uranotaenia lowii, 3993 nucleotides. RefSeq names its product DNA excision repair protein ERCC-5 (gene mus201). The coding region runs from base 129 to 3932 and encodes 1267 amino acids. Gene Ontology annotation, molecular function: single-stranded DNA binding; DNA endonuclease activity. The transcript is spliced from 5 exons. The record is from RefSeq and is a predicted model, not a curated record. Gene Ontology annotation, cellular component: nucleus. Gene Ontology annotation, biological process: nucleotide-excision repair. Lineage: Eukaryota; Metazoa; Arthropoda; Insecta; Diptera; Culicidae.